AUGGCCGGCGAUUCAAACUUGACGAGGGAGUUCUUUGAGAAGCAAGAGGUUGAUGACACUUUGCAGAGAAUCCGCGAGCAGUAUUUAGCUUCGAAAAAGAACCUACAGGAGUUGAUGAAGAAGCAGAAUGAAGAGCGUCCAACGACUAAAAACUUUUCUCCGGCUCUGAAGGAUUUAGAUCCAGUCGGGGCUUUCAGAAAUUCUAGUAUUGGGGUCCGCGACGGCGCUCCUGCUGCUAGAGGUCCAACGGCGGAUGAUCUCGUGUUGCUGAACGAAGUGCGAUCUCUCAAGAGAUUGACAAUAGAACAACAACAGCUGAUAAGACAAACGACGAACGAAUUGUUGAUACAGAAAAGAAUGACGGCGGAGCUACAGAAUAAGAUUUUGAACUUACAAUCGCAGGUUUCCUUUCUGGAAAGCAAUUUCUUUAACUACCAUGAGAGCGUGUCUCCGCAGGCACAUGCUACGCCGGCUGUGCCGCCGCAAAGAACUCAAACGCGAAGCUUCUCGCCAUCGGCAUAUUCUCCGCCCCUCGAGGACAAUACUAUGAGAUUGAUCCAAAUAUCCAAGCCCAAGUAG
This is a messenger RNA of Torulaspora globosa, 579 nucleotides long. RefSeq lists its product as uncharacterized. The coding region runs from base 1 to 579 and encodes 192 amino acids. The record is from RefSeq and is a predicted model, not a curated record. The transcript has a single exon. NCBI's taxonomy places the organism in Eukaryota, Fungi, Ascomycota, Saccharomycetes, Saccharomycetales, Saccharomycetaceae.